Mus caroli (Ryukyu mouse) is the source of this 5178-nucleotide messenger RNA. RefSeq names its product PDZ and LIM domain 5 (gene Pdlim5). Gene Ontology annotation, cellular component: filamentous actin; stress fiber; adherens junction. Gene Ontology annotation, molecular function: muscle alpha-actinin binding; actin binding. Gene Ontology annotation, biological process: actin cytoskeleton organization; heart development; muscle structure development. NCBI's taxonomy places the organism in Eukaryota, Metazoa, Chordata, Mammalia, Rodentia, Muridae. The record is from RefSeq and is a predicted model, not a curated record.
GCGCGGAGGCGGAAGUUCCCCACCGGCUUGAGAGGGACGGCGCAGGCACUGCGAGCCACUUGUCAGCUCUGGUCUGAGGCGGAGGGUGCGCCGCGCCGGUCAGGAGUUUCUUUCAUUUUCUUGAACUGCACGUUGAACCCUGGGAACCAUGAGCAACUACAAUGUGUCAUUGGUCGGCCCAGCUCCUUGGGGUUUCCGGCUCCAAGGUGGCAAGGAUUUCAACAUGCCUCUGACAAUCUCUAGUCUGAAGGAUGGUGGCAAGGCAUCUCAGGCACAUGUCAGAAUAGGCGACGUGGUUCUCAGCAUCGAUGGGAUCAGUGCACAGGGAAUGACGCAUCUUGAAGCCCAGAACAAGAUUAAGGCUUGUACGGGCUCCUUGAAUAUGACUCUACAAAGAGCUUCAGCUGCAGCCAAGACUGAGCCGGUUACCGUCCAGAAGGGUGAACCUAAGGAAGUAGUUAAGCCUGUGCCCAUUACAUCUCCUGCUGUAUCCAAAGUCACUUCCACUACCAACAUGGCCUACAAUAAAGCACCACGGCCCUUUGGUUCUGUGUCUUCACCAAAAGUCACAUCCAUCCCAUCACCAUCGUCUGCGUUCACCCCAGCCCAUGCCGCCACUUCAUCACAUGCUUCCCCCACACCCGUGGCCACUGCCACUCCCCUCCACCUCUCUGCAUCCGGACUGCAUGUUAGUGCCAAUCUUAGUGCUGACCAGUGUUCAUCUCCACCAAACACUGGUAAACCUGCAGUUAAUGUCCCACGGCAGCCCACAGUCACCAGCGUGUGUUCCGAGUCUGCUCAGGAGCUAGCAGAGGGACAGAGAAGAGGAUCCCAGGGUGACAUUAAGCAGCAAAAUGGCCCACCAAGAAAACAUAUUGUGGAGCGCAACACGGAGUUUUAUCACAUACCCACUCACAGUGAUGCCAGCAAGAAACGGCUGAUUGAGGACACUGAGGACUGGCGCCCCCGGACUGGAACGACUCAGUCUCGUUCUUUCCGGAUCCUUGCCCAGAUCACUGGGACUGAGCAUCUGACAGAAUCUGAAAAUGACAAUACGAAGAAGGCAAAGGAAAAGAUACCCCUUCACGUCUUUAGUCCCAAAUACACAAAAUUACGUGACUGGCACCAUGAAGUUUCAGCACGUGCUCUUAACAUACAGUGAGUCUGAGCCCUGCUCCCCCACCUAAGCAGCUAGCACAUACCUUUCAUUCACGUUUUCUUUCUUCCAUCCAUUGCAAAAUCUGUUUUACAUUUGACUCGUGAAAACUAGAACAAUUGGUGUGUUUUCCUAACAAUUUCCGGUUGUGAACAUGAGAAGACUGAACAUGUUGUGUCCUAAUUGGUAGCUCACAAAUGCAAAGCCAAAGGAUGGAAAGGAAAUGACCUGACCCCUUCAAAGUAUUUACAUCUAUUCUCACUGCUUUAGUCAUGGUCGUGGUACAGGAAGUCUUUUUGUAAGGUUGAUUGAUUGAAGCAGAGGUGGAUGAACAAAUAAUGUCCCUGUCUAAUUAGGGAAGUGAGCCCCUUAUGUUAUCACAGUUCCUAAGUUUACUUUCAGGUUCAUCAUUAAGGAAUGUUCAAAGUUGAUUGUAAAUUCUCCCAUAGAGCAAACAUGAGGAGGCAGAUUCAGCAGAGACUAGUAGAGCUCAUUGUAGAUGUAGGUGUCCUGAAAAGCUGGCACUGUUUAGGUGGCUACAAAACAAAACAAAACAAAACAAAACGAGAUAUUUUACCCUUGCUUGCAGUGGGGGAAACAGUAUUCUUUUACUUUAGUUAAUUUUAAAGAUCCUGUUACCUACUAAAGGAAAUAUAUAUAUAAGGCAGUGGGUGUUUUCAUGGAAUACAUAACUUUUAGGUGUCAACACUAAGACAUGUAGAAGAUAGCUUUGCUGCAUCUUUAUGUUGGAGGGAAAUGGCAUAAAAUAAGUUUUAAUUUAAUGUUUCUGAUAUUGGAGAAAUAUACUUGGAGUUAUAAACUACUGUAUGUUGUUGCUCCUGUUCUUACAAAGAUAUAUUUGACCAGUACAGAGAAAUGCAAUAUAUCUGAUUAUAAAUGCCUUCUGCCUUGUAAUUAAUAUAGCUUAUUAUAUAUUAGAUCUAACCUCAGUAAUAAAUGCAUUUUGAAGCUUGGAAAGAGUUGUAAUAAAGUUGUCUGUACUGUUGCGCUAUACUUGUUUUCUUUCUUUGAGGACAGUGACCUGCUCUCCAGGAUUUGUUACAAUGCUAUCCAGUAAAAUAAGUAACUACCUUGUCUUUUAUUUGGGAACAUAUACUUCAUGAAAUUUCCAAACUGUGAAUGUAAAACAUGACAAAGACCUACUUUCCCCUUUUGUCCUCUGGAGUUGCUAAUUGUUUAAAGCAGUUCUUAUGUGAACAAUAUAUGAUCUGUCAUCCUGUGACAGGCCAAGAGUCUUUCUUUCUUUAACAGUAAUUACUGAGGUUCUUAUCUACAUUCAGAUACCAGUUUUUGCUUUUCCCUGUGUUCCUGAUUUUUAUGUCACCAUAAACUGGAGCUAUUGUAGAUAAUGAAGCAACUAAUAUUGAUUUCAAUUAAAGACUUGAUAAUAUGCGUAUUUGGCUGUCAGAUGCAUUUAAAAAUGGUUGUAGGAUUUACGUGUGUUCCCCAUGAUGUUAAGGGUGUCUUUCUUUAUUGAAGCAUUUUCUCAGAUCUAUGAACGCUUGCCUACUUGUGUUUCUAUGAUCUUGAUGUUAUUCCCAGUUUUUACUACAUCUCUGUCCUCUGAAAGAAACUCGUUCUUUGGCCAGUCUCUUUGUGCCUAAUAAUUCUUUGCUGAUUUGGAAAAACAAAAAAUAGUCUCUGAAAGAAGAUUGAAUUAGAGUCACUUAAAAAUGAUAUAUCAAAGUAAAGAUGGUUUUUCUCUCAGCAAAACCCAGUUUUCUUGAGAAAAUAUAGAGGUCAAAGAACUAUUAAAAUUUUAGAUAAAUAUUUUCCCUAAUACGAAGAACAUGCGUAGAACAUUUUUUUUUUAAUUUGAAGUAGAUGGUGUUGAAAAAAAGUGCCUUGUCUAAUUCCAGUAGUGUUCAAUAUAUAUCAUCAGAAGGGCAGAUGACCAAAUAAUCUGCAUAGAAGCAUGAAUGGUGCCCAGCAGCAGCAAGAAGAUGUUCCAUUUCCUCUCACCAGAACUUGAGUUCCUGAGCCCAGUGACUCUUCUGGGACAGUGUACAUCCCUAGUUUAAAACUCUAGCCAGACGUUGUAAAAGUUUAUAAAAAGUAUUUUGUAAGGGUAGUCACCUGAUUUAUGACUUGUUGUUGUCUCUGUUACGCAGAUUUUAUCACGGGCUUCUUUUUAAUAUGAAUUAGGAAGUUACUCUCAAAUAAUUUGCAACAAAUUUUUCAUAUAGUGUUUUACUAGUCAGAGUCUGUGCUCCCAAGUAUAUUACUUUUGCAAAUAAAGACAUACUUACUUUGUUAUCGUUAUGCCCUUUAGGAAAGGGUGUAAGAGUGUGUGUGUGUGUGUGUGUGUGUGUGUGUGUGUUUGUGUGUGUACACUAGCUUGUAUGAAUAAUGCCAUUAAAUUAGGAUACAGAAUAACAGUCCUUUUUUAAAAUAUACAAUGGGUUGAGUUUCUCCAGACAAGUAAUUUUAUACUUGUUUAAUUUUUGAUAUGAUUUAUGACCAUUCCCCUAUUGACUCAUUCAUUCUGUGCUCAUUCUUUCAGUUGAGUAAUUAUUUGAAUAUCAGGCACCAAUCUCUGCUGUGGAUACCAUAGUAAAUAAUGGAUAAAUAAAUACACAGGAUGGUUCAAGGUCAUUUUAUUACCAGCUCAUAGAGUAGGCUAAUAUGAAACAGACUUGGCUGAGGCAGAUUGCUGUAGAUUAUGUGGCUCUCUGUGGGCUCAGCCUAGUGCUGACUCUUUGGAGAGAGUAGGUAGGCUGUGUGAUCCCAGACAGUCCCCAAGGAAAAGGAGACAGGUGACAAAUCAGGUGGCCAGUCUGUGGAUUAGGGAGUACAGUUCAGGAAAACCUACAGAGCAAACAGGUAUAAAAACAUAAUUCUUAGGUAUGUAAGCAAAAAUGCUCAUUCUAAAUUUAACUAUUUUAUUAAAAUUCGAGGUAAAGAACCAGGGCAUGUUAGAGUGUUGACAGCUUUUUAUAUAAAUACAUACCUAGUAGUGUGUUCAACACUGACAGUCAAUGUAAUAUUUUUCUAUUGAUAUUCAGUGAAGAUUUAGAGAAGGAAAAGGCUUAAGUGCACUGUCCUUGUCAUAUGUGUGGAACAAAAUAUGCUAUGGAACACAUAUAACAUAUAACAACAAAGUUUGAAUGUCUAAAACUUGGCCAAUAAUCCAGGACCCAUAAUUAGUUGGUGGGGUCAAUGAUUCUGUCUUCUCCCGAAAAAGCUGGCUUGAUUUAUCCUUUUUGUUCCUCUCAUGCAAUUUCAUAAUGUGACUAAGUAUUUCCUUGAUGAUUCCUUGAAAAACGUCCAUCCCAGCUUUUAUUGCUGUUAGAAAUAGUGAGAAACAGAGCCAUCAAUGCUGGGUUUUCACUCAGGUUUGUUGCCGACUGAGUUUACACUUCAGUGAAGGACCUGAUAGCUGUUUCUGGAUGCAUGUUGGCCAGGAAGCCUUACUCUGUGAUUCACCAGUGAGCUGAGUAUCUUGGUAUGGGGAUGAGGAGGUAAAAAGGCCUGAUCAUUUCAGCACACUUAGAGACAUAUAACAUCUCCUGCAUCCCUAGGACUGCCAUGACAGGUCAGCUGAGGCUGCUCCAGUCCUGAAUGGCAGUUCACCUCUGUUCAGCCCUGCUACCUGACUGCUCUCUUUUAUAGCUCCUGACUCAUAGCACUUCCUAGUAGGCACCUUCCAUGCUAAACUCUGAAACCUGGUCAGCAGACUUGGUUACACAGGUUCUGCAGUGUGGUCCUCUUCCUAAUCUUCUCAUCACUUUUGUCUGCAGUUUCCCAUCCUUACUCCUUGAUCUUCAGCACAGACCACAGCCACAAGAUUAAAGGAAGUCUUUGAAGUAAAAGAUUAGUUAUAGUGCAUGGAAGUUAAAAGGAAGAUUCAUUUACUUUUCUUUGCCUUGAAUCAAAAGUAUUUCUUUGUUCAUCACAUUAUAGGCCACCUAGACUUAAUGAAUGGGUAAAGGUAUUUAGAAGUAAAUGAUAACUAUGUCAAUGAAGCAAUGAAGGAAGACGAAAAUAACUGUGUAUGUGUA